This is a messenger RNA of Penicillium crustosum, 1794 nucleotides long. RefSeq names its product SAP domain protein. NCBI's taxonomy places the organism in Eukaryota, Fungi, Ascomycota, Eurotiomycetes, Eurotiales, Aspergillaceae. Bases 1 to 1794 code for a protein of 597 amino acids. The record is from RefSeq and is a predicted model, not a curated record. The transcript has a single exon.
AUGAGUGACUAUUCAUCAUUGAAAGUGGCUGAUUUGAAGGCCGAGUGCAAGAAGCGCGGCGUCCCUCAGACUGGCCUCCGCCUCAAGCAGCAGUUCAUUGACAAAUUGAUUGAGCUUGACUCACAAACAAACCAGGUUACAACCGAAGAAGCAGCCCCUGCAGAAGAAUCCACCGAAUCACAGCCAUCUGCGCCAGAUGCUGUUUCACAUGAAAAGUCUCAGCCCGAACAACCAGAGAAUGAAGAGCUUGAAAAACCAAAGGAAGAACCAAUCUCACAACCCGAGGAAACAACAGCCCCUGUGUCAGUAUCGGAUCGAGCUGAAGAUGGACAAACACAAGCAGAUGAGUCGACCCAAGGAGAGGCAGUUUCGGUAACCGAUGUGAAAUCGCAAAAAGUUGAAGAUGUCGCAAAGCCUGCGGAGGAGGCACAAACAGAGGCAAUUACCCGCGAAAAUCAACCCCCUACAGCUGCACCUUCCCAGCCACAAAUGGAUGAGACAGCCCAAGAUGCGAAGAACGAAGACCCUGUGAAGACCCAAGAAAAAUCGAUCUCCGCUGCCCAAACAUCUGACGUUGACACCGGGUUAUCGACACCUCUCCCGGUGGAAGAGGCAUUGGAGGAUACACGUAAACGGAAACGCCGCAGCCAGAGCCCGGCUCCUACUCUAGAAGAGAUUGCAAAUAGGAAGGCUCGCGCGAAGGAAGCAACCCCACGCGCGUUGCUGAAAGACGACGAGGUGUCAAUUCCCCGCGGCCAGGGGCUCGGUGAUUUAAAGCCCGACGAUCAAAAAGCAGCGGAGGACCACACAGACAAACAACCUAUCGAGACGCAAACAGACUCGCACAAAACCCCCACCAAGCAAGACGCUCGGUUCCGCAACCUGUUUCCACCUGCUGGUGCAUCCACCCAACCUGCCUCGCCCCCGAGAGACGUCACAAUGCAGGAUGCGGACACCACCCCCGCGUUGCACGCUGCAACUUCUGCCCUCUAUAUCGACGGCCUCAUGCGCCCACUCCAGCCGGCUGCACUCCGCAAGCACCUGGCCAGCCUCGCAUCCACCACCGACACCACAGAUUCCGAUGCCAUCAUUGACUUUUAUCUCGAUUCUAUCAAAACCCACUGUUUUGUGAGCUUCACCAGUCUCGCAGCAGCUUCGCGGGUUCGUUCCGCCAUUCAUGGGACUGUGUGGCCCAACGAACGCAAUCGCAAGAAUCUCCGAGCAGAUUUUAUCCCUGAUGAGAAGAUCAAGGAAUGGAUCGAGACAGAAGAGAAAUCCCGAGAUCGCGCUGGCCCUGCUGCCCGUUGGGAAGUGAGAUAUGAGACAUCUGAAGAUGGAACCACGGCUACCCUUGCCGAGGUGGGCUCUACUCCCUCUGGACGACGUGAAUCAGGUUUCAACCGUACUCCUCCCUUGGGCCCGCGCCGCGAUGUUGAUCAGUUUGACCGUCGCCCUUCCAACGUGCCUCCCGCGGCUCCCGCACUCCCAUCACGACCAGGGCAGGGUUUUAAGCCUCUGGAUGAAUUGUUCGAAUCUACCACUACAAAGCCCAAGCUGUACUACCUUCCCGUUCCACGUCCCGUCGCCGAUAAACGUUUAGAUCAAUUCGAUGAGCUGAUUCGGAAGGGCACAUUCCCACGCCGUGGUGGUGAUGAGAUGCGGCGAAUUACUUUCGAAGAUGAUGAUAAGUUUGUGGACAUCGGCCCUGAACGAUUUGGGCCUGGACCUCGAUCUGGUGCCGGGCCUCGUGGACGCGGACGUGGCGGACGGCGUGGGGAUUCAUGGCGUUCCUGA